Alosa sapidissima (American shad) is the source of this 4358-nucleotide messenger RNA. RefSeq names its product FERM domain containing 4Bb (gene frmd4bb). Gene Ontology annotation, biological process: establishment of epithelial cell polarity. The record is from RefSeq and is a predicted model, not a curated record. Lineage: Eukaryota; Metazoa; Chordata; Actinopteri; Clupeiformes; Clupeidae. Gene Ontology annotation, cellular component: adherens junction; cytoskeleton; bicellular tight junction. The transcript has 24 exons. Bases 212 to 3292 code for a protein of 1026 amino acids.
AGGGGAGGGUUUUUUUCUGUUGUUGUUCCUGAAAUCUGGAGAUUAGUGAAAGGGUGCUGCCCGCCGCCCGCGCUGAAAGAACAGCCUGUCUAGGAGCUGACCCAGACGGGCCGGAGCUGAGAGGAGCGGACCGGAGCGGCUGGUGUGGUGCGGUGUGGCGCCGUGCGGAGUGUUACGUAAGGCUUGUGUACCAGGCGUUGGCGUCGCGGCCAUGGCCCGCAGCUUAAUGGGCAGUGUGGAAAAGCUGCUUGCCCAGAGCGGCCGGCUGCUGUGGGACAUCGCACUGUGGCUGCUACGGAGCUGCUCCUGGAGGAGGAUGAGCUCGUGUCAGCAGUGCCUACACACCUGCUUCUACCUGGGCGAGCUCUAUCAGAUGACGGAGGGGAGACUAUGCCAGGUGCAUCUCCUUGACAACCGGAAACUGGAGCUGCUGGUUCAGCCCAAACUGUUGGCCCGGGAACUCCUGGACUUGGUGUCGUCCCACUUUAACCUCAAAGAGAAGCAAUACUUUGGGCUCACUUUUAUUGAUGACACGGGCCAGUGCAAAUGGCUGCAGAUGGACCGAAGGGUUCUGGAACACGACUUCUCCAAGAAGUCCGGGCCCACCCCGCUCUACUUCCUGGUCAGAUUUUACAUCGAGAGCAUAUCGCUCCUGAAGGACACCACUACGGUGGAAUUGUUCUUCCUCAAUGCAAAAACUGCCAUUUACAACGGAGAUAUCGAAGUGGAGAGUGAAGUCGUCUUCAAACUUGCAGCACACGCCUUACAGGAGGCCAAAGGAGACUACAACAGUGAUGAGACCACCAGGACGGAGCUGAGGAAACUUCCCACCCUCCCCACCAAAGUGCUUAAGGAGCAUCCAUCACUCGCCUACUGUGAGGAGCGCGUGAUUGAGCACUACAAGCUGCUGCAGGGCCUCACCCGAGGCCAGGCCAUCGUCCAGUACUUGGCUUUAGUGGAGUCGCUGCCAACGUAUGGCGUUCAUUAUUAUGAAGUCAAGGACAAGCAAGGACUCCCAUGGUGGCUUGGAGUCAGCUACAAGGGCAUUGGUCAGUACGACUUACAGGACAAAGUCAAGCCACGCAAGCUGUUCCAGUGGAAACAGCUGGAGAACCUGUACUUCCGUGAGAAGAAGUUUGCAGUGGAGGUGAACGACCCUCACAGGACCGUGACCAAGCGCACCUUUGGGCAGACGGGUCUGGUUAUCCACACCUGGUAUGCCAGCCACUCGCUGAUCAAGACCAUUUGGGUGAUGGCAAUCAGCCAGCACCAGUUCUACUUGGAGAGGAAGCAGACUAAGGCCAAAAUGAGCGCAGCGAGAAGUUUAAACGACGUCGCCGUGGACCUAACUGAGAAUGGGGCGUCCAAGAUAAGCAAAGGUCAUCUGGGGAUAAAAAAUCAGCUCAUCAUGGCCAGUAAUGGGAGCCUUGGGUCAACAGGUUCUGCCGACUCGGAGAUGAACGACGAGCAGAAAAAAGAGAAGAUCUCUGAGCUGAAGAAGAAGGAGAAGGACAUCCAGGACAUCUUGGCCCAGAGGAGGGAGGAGCUUAAGAGCAUCUGCUUAAGAGAAGCGGAGUUGACGGGCAGGCUCCCGAAAGAGUACCCACUGUCCACUGGCGAGAAACCUCCACAGGUCAGACGGAGAGUUGGGACGGCCUUCAAACUGGACGACCUUUUCCCAUACAACGAGGACCCUUACCUGAGGAACCUGGAGAGCAGGUUCGCGCUGCAGCAGAAGAUUGUGGAGGCUGCCAAGAAGCUGGCCGGCGAGAUGGACCUCAACAAGACGGUGAAGAAGAAGAGGAGGGGGAACUGCCUGGACGCCAUGCAGAAGCUGCAGGACAUCGAGGACGAGAUGAACCAGUACCGCGUCAAGAAGGGCAAGAAGCCCACGCAGAGAGCCUCUCUCAUCAUCGCAGAUGAGCUGGUGCCAUCGGAGUGCAGCUCCCUGUCUGACAGCCUGACGCUGGAUGAUGACGACUCUGAUGGCGUCCAGAGGCCGCGGUCUCGCUCCGUGCAGUGUUCCCCGUACCUGAGCCCCCCCCCCUCUGCCGGGCUGGACUACGAUCUGGAGAGGAGAGCCUCGGCCAGUGACCAGCCCCACGACCAGCCUCUCAGCAGAUUGGAUUACGACCUCCAGGACAUGGGACGUUACUACGGCCCAAGGGAAGUGUCGUCCACUCACAGCAGUCCAUACAAAACGGUUCCCAGACAUCCACGUGACGCCCGGAGCAUACCGCACACACCCGUCAUGACCCGCAACGCCUAUAGCAGCAGCCAGCUCCGGUCAGAGGGGAACGUGCAGUGUUUCCGGCACCGCAGCGGCAGCUUGGAGUCGCAGUCUCCGCUGCGGCGGGAGAGUGGCCUGGAGAAGGCCACCUUCACGCUGUCGCCAGCCCGCCGAAGCACCAGCUCCGAGGCCCUGGACGACUGCUCGUCCUACACCAGCCUGUCCAGCGCCGACUACGCCCAGUACCGCACCGUCGACCACCGCAUCUACGACUACCGGCGCCACCGCAAGGUGGAGGUGUACGGCAACACGGGCAGCAUGCCCAACCUGGUGCACAACCCCUCGGGCUGCGGCUACGCCUGCCCACCACCCGCACACUACGGACCGCUGGCCUAUUACGUAGCCGGCUACCCGACCCCGGACUACGAGCCGUACUCCAAUGGCGGCUACGUGUUCGAGAACGAGCUAGAGGGCCACUACAAUGUCAACCCCUCCUACGGACACAGCGGCUACCCUGCCCACAGCCGGUACCACCACUACGGCUCCGACGGGCCCGACAUGGCCCAGAACCCCUACGCCACCAUGAGGCCCCCGAGGGGCCGACAGGGCCCCCGCAACGAGCUGCUGGCCAAGAACGUGCAGAAGGCGCUAGUGGUGGAGCAUCUCCGUGGCUGGUACCAGCGCAGCGCAGUCCACCGGGACGCUGGACGAGGCCUGGGCGGAGUCUACGACUACGAGAGGGGCUCGCAGCAUAGCCUGGGCUACCAGACGCUCCCUGCCGCCCCCUUCAGCCACUCCAGCCGGACCACCUCCUUCUCCUCAGUGUCCUCUGCAGCCAGUGGGGGGGGUAACUGGCGCAGUCACCUUGCUGUAGGCCUGACGGACAGCGAACUGCUGGACAUGCCACUGACCACACAGCCAUCCUACGGCGCCCCCUACAGGAGUCCCACUCACAGCAGGUAUGCUGUGGAGUCCAGAGGGGCAGAGUCUGUGACUCUCACGUCUGAGACGGUGGAGGUGGGCGGGGCCACAGCUAGGUACACUGAUGAGGAGCAUUCAUAGAAAGCACAAAGAUCACAAGUGGAUUACACGUCAGCUGCUGUUCUGAGGACUCACAGGACCAAAGGCCUCACUGGACCGGACAGGACACCAAGAGCAACAGGAUCCGAAAUACACACACACACAUACAGUCACACACAAGCACACACACACACUUAUGUGCCUUGGAUUGAAACGCAGUUCAGCCCAGGGUAUCCAAAGAAACAUCCAUCCAGGCACCUGUACAAGAAACAAACAGCACAUUGGAGGACAUCUGAAUAUCUGAAGAAGACAAAACCAUACAAAGACAAAACCCAUAGGACAAGGCGAGUCCUUCUGCGAUGGAUAACCAUAACUCAAUGCACACACCCACGCGCACACACACACACACGCUGACUGUCUGACAUGUCGAGCGCUCUCUCUCCCUGGGUUCAUAUUAGUGGUUAUUUUUUCCAUCAUAUUUAUAAAAACAUGUCAGUUUUUUUAAAAAAGACAAUGUCACCUUCAUGUAGUUCCAGGUGCUGAUUGAAAUGAUUGCAGAUCUGGUCGAACGGUCUAUAACUUUAGGUGGCGCCAGCUGACGUUAAUGGAAGGAUCGAUAUGUUUUGCAAAUGCAAAUGUUUCUUGUAGGUGUUGAAGUUAUGCGUGCUGUUUCUGUGAGACAGGCAUUCUUAGAAUUUUCCCAUCUGUUGUCAUGUUCUGUGUUGAGAGUUGAGUGAGUAGUCCUGUGUAUGUAAGAACUGGCGAUUACCCAGCAGUAAUGAGCGAACUGGUUAUUACCCAGCUGUAAUGAACGAACUGGUUAUUACCCAGCAGUAAUGAGUGAACUGGUUAUUACCCAGCUGUAAUGAACGAACUGGUUAUUACCCAGCUGUAAUGAGUGAACUGGUCAUCGACCCCCAACUGACGUACAACAAGCCAUCUCCAUGGUGAUGUACAACGAGCCUUCUCCAUGGUGCACCUCCGUCCUGUGCUGGAAUACAUGGACUAGGUGCUGCCCGUACCCCCUCUACCUCUCCAUCCCGUACCCCCUCUAUCUCUCCAUCCCGUACCCCCUCUAUCUCUCCAUCCCGUACCCCCUCUAUCUCUC